AUGUGGCUCAAACCCGAAGAGAUCCUGUUGAAAAACGCCUUUAAACUGUGGGUCACCGAGAAGGAUAAUGAGUAUUUUGUGCUUCAAAGAAGGCGAGGUUACGGGGAGGGUGCAGGCGGCUUGACAGGUCUCCUCGUGGGAACGCUGGACACAGUUUUGGAUUCUACAUCCAAAGUUGCUCCUUUCCGUAUUCUGCACCACACGCCAGACUCACAAGUGUAUUGGUCGAUAGCAUGUGGCGUUACCAAGGAGGAGAUAGUCCAGCACUGGGAUUGGCUCCAGCAGAAUAUCAUGAGGACGCUCUCGGUGUUUGAUUCCAGCGAGGACAUCACCAGUUUUGUCCAGGGCAAGAUCAGAGGUCUGAUAGCCGAAGAAGGGAAGGCGUCCCACGUGCAUGAAGAUGAUCCUGAGAAGUUCAGAGAAGCUUACUUGAGGUUCGAGAAUUGGUUUGCGCUGCCACCCGAGGAGAAGUUGGUCACGUAUUACGCCUGUACGUACUGGAAAGGCAAAGUGCCCUGCCAGGGUUGGCUCUACCUCAGCACCAACUUCCUCUGCUUCUAUUCCUACCUGCUGGGAGCGGAAGUAAAACUGGUGAUCUCUUGGGACGAGAUAUGGAGGUUGGAGAAAACGUCCAAUGUCAUCCUGACCGAGAGCAUCCACGUGGUGGCUCACGGGGAGGAUCACUACUUCUCCAUGCUGCUGCGCCUCAACGAAACGUUCGUCAUUAUGGAGCAGCUCGCCGACUACUCCAUCAAGCGCCUUUUUGAUAAAGACGCCUUUGAAAGCCAGAGAGCACUCUCAGACCCCCUGCAAAUUACCAAGAGAGGCCUAGAAGCUCACGCAAAGAGCGAGCAGUUCCGGACAUUUUUCAGGCUGCCCAAAGAGGAAAAUCUGCUAGAAGUGCACGAGAGCUUCCUUUGGGUGCCGUUCAGUCAUUUUAAUACGCUUGGCAAGAUAUGCCUAUCCGAAAGCUACUUGUGUUUUGCCAGCCAGGACGGGAGCCAGUGUCACAUCAUCAUUCCGAUGCGCGAGGUCGUUAAUGUUGAUAAGUCAGAUACCGGCAGCCGCGCUUUAACGGUGUACGUGCGUGGGAAAAGGGCCCUCCGUUUCACGGAGGUGCGGGACUACCAGCGACUGGCGACGACCAUCCGCGGCAGAUGCGGAAUCAGCGCCAGCCCUCAGCACUCCGCCUCCGCCGAGGUUAUACGCGGGGAAUGUCAGUCGCUCAUCAACCACUUUGAGGACAACCCGGAGGAUGUGACACUGAUGGUGGGCCAAAAAGACAGCAGCAAGGCAGUGAGCACAGAGGCUCUCAUGACUGUUUUUCAUCCCCAGGAUGUGGAAAACCUUGACCCAAAAAUGCUUAAAGAGAAGAUGAAAGAACAAUCUUGGAACAUCCAUUUUUCCGAAUACGGCCGCGGUACAAGUAUGUUCUUCACCCGGAAGACCCGCGACCUGAUUGUCCGUGGCGUUCCCGAAUCCUUGAGAGGCGAGUUGUGGCUGCUUUUCUCAGGCGCCGUGAACGACAUGGCGACUCACCCCGGCUAUUACACGGAGCUGGUUGAACAAUCUCUCGGCACGAGCACGUUGGCUACAGACGAGAUUGAAAGAGACCUUCAUCGUUCUCUGCCGGAGCAUCCCGCCUUUCAGAGCGAUACGGGAAUCUCCGCUCUGCGCAGAGUCCUCACUGCGUACGCUUACAGAAAUCCCAAAAUUGGCUACUGCCAGGCCAUGAACAUUCUCACCUCGGUUUUGCUGCUCUAUGCCAAAGAGGAGGAAGCCUUUUGGCUCUUAGUGGCUGUCUGCGAGAGGAUGUUACCCGAUUACUUCAACCGCAGGAUUAUAGGGGCUCUGGUGGACCAGGCUGUGUUUGAAGAUCUAAUUCGGGAAAACCUACCACAGCUGGUGGAAAACAUGACGGACCUGAGUUUCUUCUCGUCCGUCUCUCUGUCCUGGUUUCUCACUCUCUUUAUCAGCGUGCUCCCCAUCGAAAGCGCCGUCAACGUGGUGGACUGCUUUUUCUACGACGGCAUCAAAGCCAUCUUGCAGCUUGGCCUGGCCGUGCUCGAUUACAACGUGGACGCUCUGAUCAGCUGCCACGACGAUGCGGAAGCUGUCACAAUCCUCAACAAAUUUUUUGAUAGCGUGACCAACAAAGACAGCCCGCUGCCUCCGACUGUACAGCAAGCCCCUGUGAGCAACAACAAUAAAUCGACCCGCUCAAACGUGGACAUCAAUGAAUUGAUCCGAGAAGCCUACGAGAAAUAUGGCAACAUUCGCUCAGAAGAGGUGGAGAGCUUUCGAAAAAGAAACAAGCUGUUUGUGAUCCAGACACUGGAGGACACGACCAAGCAGAAUGUUACGCGCGUCGUGUCCCAAGACGUGAAGUUUACUCCUGCCCAGCUCGACGAGCUGUACAAUUUGUUCAAAAGGCAACAUUUUCUCAGCUGCUACUGGACAAUGAAGAGUCCAGCGCUGCUUCACCACGACCCGAGUCUGGCCUACUUGGAGCAAUACCAGCUGGGCUUCCAACAGUUUAGCGUACUCUUUUCCUUGCUGGAGCCUUGGGCUUUUUGCGCCAAUAAAAGCACGCUUUCGUUAUGGGUUUUUCGCUUAAUCGACGAGAAUCAAGAUGGCCUAGUAAACUUUAAAGAGUUCUGUUGCGCCCUCGAUAAUUUGUACUGUGGAUCUUUCACAAAUAAACUCAAGUUCCUCUUCAAGCUGCAUUUACCACCAGCUUUCACAGGUAGUCCUUUGCAGGAACAGGAGGAAAAUCUCUCCAACUUUUUUCCAGUGACAGAAGGCUCUCCUCACUUUAGUAAACUUCCUGAGUUCGAUCUUCCGGAAGAUGGCGUAAUUAAGAAAAGUCCUGAAAGAGGUCGAGGGAAAGUGGACCUGCAGGCGUAUCUCAAACAAUGGCAGAACGAAAUACUUAGGAAAGAGGAAACCAUCAAGGACCUUCCUAGAAUUAAUCAGGCUCAGUUCAUUCACUUCUCCAAGACCUUGUACAACAUUUUCCACGGCGACCCUGAAGAGGAGUCUCUGUACCGUGCCGUGGCUCACGUGACCAGCCUCCUUUUGAGAAUGGAGGAAGUGGGCCGGAGGCUGCAGGAGCCGGGCGGCCCGGCCGCAUCCGUAGAGCCUUCGGCACCCGCCGACGGCCCCCGGGAAGCGGGGCCCGGGCUCCCCGCCGCGGACUGGUCCUUCUCUUUCGAGCAGGUCCUCGCGUCUUUGCUGAACGAGCCGGCGAUCGUGGGCUUUUUCGAAAGACACAUGGACAUUCAGACAAAAUUGACGCAAGCCCACGUGGCCCAGCUAAAGCUAACGGGAAACGGCAAGUGA
Molecule: messenger RNA, 3342 nt
Organism: Nerophis lumbriciformis (worm pipefish)
Lineage: Eukaryota; Metazoa; Chordata; Actinopteri; Syngnathiformes; Syngnathidae
Source: RefSeq, a predicted model, not a curated record